AUGGAAAAGCGUAACACCAAUCUAAUUCUUGUCGGUCCAGGGACAUGUCACAGGAUUUCGUUGACAGGGAUUCGGUUUCCUCUGAAUGAAAUUAGAGCGCUUGCACAGAUUGGUAAGGGACUUGGAGUUGGAGGUAUGAGGCUGGCACCGAAGAAGAAAUCGCAGGUACCACAGCUGAUAGAUGCGUUGCUCUCUAUGAAAAUAGGAGCGGGGGAAACUCUUCGGAGUUAUGCCAAUAGGUAUUGGGAGUUGUAUAAUGAGAUCAGUGGGGGUAAUGAGAAGGUGGUUGCAAGUACUUUCAGGUUGGGUUUGCCCGAAGAUUCAGAGUUACGAGAAUCAUUGACCAAAAGGCCUCUCGUGAAUAUGCGGCAAUUUAUAAGGUGUAUUGAGGAGUAUAAAAUGUUGGAAGCUGAUUGGGAGCAAAGCAAAGGAAAGGCACCUAUCGCAUUGCAAUACUUGAAGGAGUCUUGGUUAGGGGGUUUUCAGCCAUGGGUUAGAAGGGAGUUAAGGAUUCAGGAGCCCGAUACCCACACUAGGGAAAUCAAUGUGGUGUUUAAGGAGGCCGUACAUAAGAUUUUGGAACGAAUAAAAAAUGAACCAUACUUUCGAUGGCCGAGCAAAAUGGGGGGUGACCCAACAAAAAGGAAUCAGAACCUAUACUGUACUUACCAUCAGGACAAAGUGCACACCACUGAACAAUGUAGGAUAUUCAAGGAUCAUCUGGAGUAG
Molecule: messenger RNA, 729 nt
Organism: Quercus robur (English oak)
Lineage: Eukaryota; Viridiplantae; Streptophyta; Magnoliopsida; Fagales; Fagaceae
Exons: 2
Coding region: 1-729 (242 amino acids)
Source: RefSeq, a predicted model, not a curated record